GGAAGAUAGGCCAGGAGUCGGUUUCGCCUGCGCUUUCGAGGCUGUUAUUUACGAAGUAGGGAAGAAGCGAGGGAAGGGAGCCUGUUAAAGGGCGCAGGAGGAGGGCUGGGGGGCCGGGCUGAGUCUGGGGAGUAGGAAGGGAAGGGGGGAAAGUAGCUCUGGGAGGAGCGCUGAGAAAAGAGGCAGCCAUAGGCCAGAGAGAAGCAGGUUGCUAGGCAAGGAAGGCGUCUGUCUGAGGGGAGAGGCUCGAGUUGUAGGGGGCACCCAGUAGUGUAGAGGACUUUAGAACCCCAUGGCGGCAGCAGUGUCUGCAGGUGGUGGCCCCCCAAAUCCCGUGGCCACCCUCCACGAGGAGGCUGUCUGUGCUAUCUGCCUGGACUAUUUCACUGACCCAGUGUCCAUUGGAUGCGGCCACAACUUCUGCCGUGUCUGUAUCACUCAGUUGUGGGGGUCCGAGGACAGUCCAGAUGAGGAGGAAGAAGGAGGAGAUGAUGUAGGAGCAUCCGGCUCAGAUGGUGACUACAGGCCUGGUUCUGAGGAGGCUGUUGAAGAUGGAGGGAUAGAUGACUUGGGGCCUGAGGAAGAUGCUGAAGAUGAUGAUUAUUUAGAGGAUGAGUAUCUGGACGAUGGGGACAUGUAUGGAGAAGAAGAGGACGAUGCAUCCAGAGAUGAUUAUGAUGAAGAUGAUGAGGACGUGUGGGAUGAGGAAGAAGACAGAGAUUAUUGGGACCAGGAUCCUGGGUCAGAUGACAUGUGGGAGGAUGCUAUGGGGGGUGAUCUGUUCUUUGACAAUUAUGCAGAGGAGGAGGAAGUGAUGGAUGAAGAAGUGGAAGAUGACGCAGACUAUGGUGUGGAAGUAGCCUCCUCUCUUCCAGCAGAACGCCAGUCUUUCACUUGCCCACAGUGCCGCAAAACUUUCCCUCAUCGCAACUUCCGCCCUAACCUUCAGUUGGCUAAUAUGGUGCAGAUCAUCCGCCAGAUGCAUCCUCAGCCACUCAAGGCCUCGACAGUGUCAACUGAGGUGGUGGAGCUGGCGGCGGCAGGGGAUGCAUCUGGAGUACCAUCUACCUUGGCAUCAGGCAGAGUUCUACGAAGUAGGCGAGCCUUGUGUGAGAAGCAUCAGGAGCCCCUCAAGCUUUUCUGCGAAACUGAUGAGGAACCUAUCUGUGUGGUGUGCAGGGAGUCACGAAACCAUAAGCACCAUAGUGUCAUGCCACUUGAGGAAGUUGUACAAGAAUACAAGGCCAAACUUCAGGACCACUUGGAUCCACUGAAGAAGAAACUGGAGACUGUUCUGAAGCAGAAGUCAACUGAACAGGAGAAAGUAGCUGAUCUCAUGAACAAGAUGAAGAUGGAUAGGAAAGAGUUUGAGUCAGACUUUGAGCGACUGCACCAGUUCCUUGUGGGGGAGCAGGCGCUGCUGCUGCAUCAGCUAGAGGAUCGCUAUGAAAUUCUGCUGGCCCGCCAGAAUAGUAAUAUCACUCAUCUGGAGGAACAAAGUGCUGCACUCAGCCGCCUCAUUGCAGAAGCUGAAGACAAGAGCAAGCAGGAUGGUUUGCAGCUGCUCAAGGAUUUCAAAGGCACCUUAGUCAGGUGCGAGAACAUAAAAUUCCAGGACCCUGAGAUGGUGCCAGUUGACACAGGAAAGAAAUACCGGAACUAUUUCCUUGUGGAUAUCUUGAUGAAGAAGAUGGAGAAAGUCUUCUUGAAAGUCCCUAAAGUUGACUUGACCCUGGACCCAGAGACAGCCCAUCCACGGCUCACCCUUUCCUCGGACUGCCACAGUGUCCGACUUGGGGAACGUUGGCGAGACGUGCCGGACAACCCCAAACGCUUCAAUUCUGACUACUGUGUGCUGGCUUUGAAGGGUUUCACCAGUGGCCGCCACUGUUGGGAAGUGGAGGUGGGUGGUCGGCGGGGUUGGGCAGUGGGGGCAGCCCGCGAAUCAGCUAGACGCAAAGAGAAGUCCAGUGGUGGUCCCCAUCUGAAGCGGGAGAUCUGGUGUGUGGGGACCAAUGGCAAGAAGUACCAGGCACUGACAACCACUGAGCAGACAUCCCUCUCUCCAUCAGAGAAGCUCCGGCGCUUUUGUGUCUACCUGGACUAUGAGCAGGGCCAGCUGAGCUUCUACAAUGCUGAGAGCAUGACCCAUAUCCACACUUUCAAUGCCUCUUUUCGUGAACGCAUCUUCCCUUUCUUCCGCAUCCUCUCCAAGGGCACCCGUAUCAAGAUCUGCAAUUGAUGCCACUUCUACUGCUAUUGCUGUCAUAUGUAACUGGAUGCUUCCCGCCCCCCCCCCCGCCCCCCGAGUCUCCAUUAUUUUCAAAAUUCUCCUGCUCUCUUUUAUCCUCUUUGCUGCAUCCUUGACGGAUUCCAAUAACUAAAUGAAUUUACUCUGACAAAGACUCAUCCCCUUCUAAAGAGCCAUUAUUUCUCAGAUAGGAUUCUGUUUGGCUCAACCCAGUCUAUUGAUCUGAUUUUCUUUUCCUAAUUUAGAGAUCUCUUUGUGGUUCAGAGCCAUCCUUGCAAGAAGCCCUUUUCCUUUGCCUUUUGGGGUUCUAGGACUUUCCUCCUUUCUUGCAAGGUCUCUGGGUCCUUAAUUCUCCCCCGUCCCCACCAUUUCUUCCUUUGACGGGGUAUGAAUUGAGUCUUACUUGACUGGUGGUUCCUCGAUUUUAUUUUUGGUGGGAAUCUGCUAUAGCUAAGAAGCCUUGGGACUGCCGUUUCCUAGCCCUUCUGACAUUCUAAAACCAUCUGAAUCUCACUGAUUCCUUGCAGUCCUCAACUUUUGUGACUUUCGGUGCCCCAGCAGUGACUAGUAUCAGCAUGUCCUUAGAACUGAUUUCCCAGCAUGGAUUUGACCUACUUCAGUCUGGUCCCAGAUAUCAGCAAACAUCAGAAAACCACUUAACGAUGGUGGUCUGAAUUUUAAAUACAACUUUUAGAGAAAUGAUGUGCCUGGCUUCCAAAUCCAGGAUGGUUUCUUCCUUUCCAGUUGCUCCAGUUUCGGCCUUCUAAGGGUCCCCCUCUUUUCUAAAAGAGCCUAAUUUAUCAUCUUCUCUUAUUCUUUACUAUCAUGCGAUAUUUUUUAAAGAGAGACAGCUACAAGUCCUAUCCCACUUCUCUAUUUGUGAGUUGAUGCAAUGUCCUGGCUUUCUGUCUCUCUCGGUAUUUUUUUCUCUUCUGCCUAGAUUGCAAGUGUUUCUAGAUACUACUAAGUGUGUGAUGUACAGGAUAUAUUUUGGCCAAUGGCAAGUCCUAGCCGACAGGCUCUUCUGCUCUUGAAUGUAGCUGGAUGACCAUGGCCCCUGGAAUGAGUGUACCCACAUCCGAAGCUCUCUAUAAAGCUUUGAUGAUGGGACUCCAUCACUGCUGCCUCAUCUUUACCCUAAUGCUGAGGUUUAGAUAACUUAUUUUAAAUUUCUUUCCACCCCCAUCAUUUCACACACUUGCAGCUGAAUCUUUCUACUCCUCCACCCCUCAAGCUGCCGUGGGCUUUAGCUGUGCCAGCUUUGUGUGUUAUGUGUGUUUGGAUUCUUGGCAUUACAGAGCUCCUUUGAACUAUUUUUGGCUAAAAAGACACUUAAAAUGGAGAUUUAGUUUUUUGGGAAAAAAACUUGAGAGAAUAAAUAAAGAAAAGUUGCACAA
Molecule: messenger RNA, 3648 nt
Organism: Eublepharis macularius
Lineage: Eukaryota; Metazoa; Chordata; Lepidosauria; Squamata; Eublepharidae
Gene: TRIM41
Product: tripartite motif containing 41
Exons: 6
Coding region: 293-2242 (649 amino acids)
Molecular function (GO): protein binding; zinc ion binding
Source: RefSeq, a predicted model, not a curated record